Messenger RNA from Pestalotiopsis fici W106-1, 558 nucleotides. RefSeq lists its product as uncharacterized. NCBI's taxonomy places the organism in Eukaryota, Fungi, Ascomycota, Sordariomycetes, Amphisphaeriales, Sporocadaceae. The record is from RefSeq and is a predicted model, not a curated record. The transcript has 3 exons. The coding region runs from base 1 to 558 and encodes 185 amino acids.
AUGGCACAAUUGAGUCUCGGAGCUGUAAGGUUGAUCCUCCUGCUCCUGCCAUUCCUUUUGAUACAUUCGAGUCAUGGUGCAGUUCUCAACAAGCCUGCGAUUGUCGAGCGUCAAUUUCGAGGUGGAGAUUUUCAAAGAGGAGGCGGCAACCAAGGAGGCAACCAAAGGGGUGGCAACCAGGGAGGUGGCAAUUCGAGAGGAGGCAACAACCAAAUUUGGCUGACAUAUGAUCAAUGGAAUGCUCUGAACAUCCAGAACAGUUAUCGACGAGGAAGAAACUUGAGACCAUUGGUAUGGGAUCGCAUUCUGCAGCAGGAUGCUCAAAACUGGGCGAAUCAUCUGGCGUACAUUGACCAGAUGGUACAUUCCACUCGUCGGGGCAGUGAGGGUGAGAACCUAGCCUGGAUCAGUGGCGGCAGCAAUCCCUUGAGUGCCUCGGCGAAUAUGUGGAUGGCAGAGUCGGAAAACUAUUGGGGUCAGAUUAUUCCAAAUGGAGACUUUGAGUCGUAUGGCCAUUAUAAGUAUGUGGUGGAGUACCAGCAGAAUUGGCAUGGCUAG